AUGGGGGGAGUGGAGCCCGCUCCGACUGCGAGUUGGGGCCCGUACACAUGUGAAACGAAAGGGUGGGAACAGGGGAGGGGGGCUGUGUGGUCCUUUACACAGACCCCGGAGCGUUUCCUGACCGCCGAAGUUAGGGUGACGCACACUGAUAUGGCCUGCGGCACCAGUCAGCACAUGGAGGGCACGGCGGAGUGCGGGCACGCGCGUUGUGGUUGUAACCCGUUUCACAGCAUCGUGGAGAGAGUUGUGAGUAACGCCAAAGCAAAAAAUCAGUCCCACGGCUCCUCCCUUCGGUUUGACAGAGGACUUCAAACGCCGGUCAGGACCAUUUCAGCUUUUGUCCGAGACCUUUACAGAGCGAGGCGAGAUCGAGCGCGAGCUGCUCCUGCCGUGGAGCUGUUCCCGUCACACAUCAGGGAUAAGUUUUACCAGUAG
This is a messenger RNA of Knipowitschia caucasica, 435 nucleotides long. The record is from the annotation of a GenBank genome assembly. NCBI's taxonomy places the organism in Eukaryota, Metazoa, Chordata, Actinopteri, Gobiiformes, Gobiidae.